Molecule: messenger RNA, 437 nt
Organism: Thamnophis elegans (Western terrestrial garter snake)
Lineage: Eukaryota; Metazoa; Chordata; Lepidosauria; Squamata; Natricidae
Product: thioredoxin-like
Source: RefSeq, a predicted model, not a curated record
AUGAGAAAAAGGCCCCGUGAUACUCAAAUUGUUAAAAGCCCUAUAUGGCCUAAAAACAUUAACAAUAUUAAAGAAUUUGCGGAAUUUCUGAGCGCAGGAUCUCGCCUUGUUGUGGUGAACUUUACAGCAAAAUGGUGUGGGCCUUGCAAAAUUGUUCGUCCUUUUCUUCAUGAAUUGGCUGUUCGAUACGAAAAUGUUCUAUUCUGUAUCGUUGAUGUAGACUUGGCAGAAGAUGUAGCUGUCCUCUGCAAUAUUGUUGUUGUGCCAACAUUUCAGUUCUUCAUAAAAGGAGACAAGAUUUUUGAAGUAACUGGGGCUAAUAAGAAGAAGCUUGAAGAGAAGAUUGAAGAAUUUAUGUAAUCUUGAAGAAAAGACCACUGCAAUUCCAAAGCACUGUGAUAUUGCCUUCAAAUGACAGUAAAAUAAUUCCUCCAUGG